Messenger RNA from Tarenaya hassleriana, 1012 nucleotides. RefSeq lists its product as uncharacterized. The record is from RefSeq and is a predicted model, not a curated record. The transcript has a single exon. Lineage: Eukaryota; Viridiplantae; Streptophyta; Magnoliopsida; Brassicales; Cleomaceae. The annotation marks the transcript as partial.
UAUUUGAAAAAGACUUUUGCCAGAAAACCUGGGAAUUAGCCAUAAUCGUGAAAAAAGGACGAUUUUCUUGAAACGAGAGAUUUAAAAACAAAAAAGAACGGUAUAGAGAUAUAUAUAUGGUGUAACGAUGACAUUGGACAUCGACAGAACGCUCCAAUGAUUCAACCGUAUCUUAUGCUUUGCCCUAGACACGUGGCGCUUUGCCAUUCGAUCAAUCUCCCGUUGUCCCCGUUUGAUUUAUCUCUUCGGCUCACCGGAUAGACAUAGAAAGGCUAGAGAGAGAGAGAGUGAUAGAAACAGAUGAGCUGUGGCGCACGCUAAGAUGCGCCCCGAAAUGGCGCAGGAUAAGUCCACCGUCGACACCUUCAUGCUCCGGUAUCGUCCGAUCGCUCCGAAGCCGAUGACCGGUCAACCAUGCGCCGGAGACAGCAGCAAAUCAUACGGUACGAGCAAAAGAACAAAGAGAAAAUACGUUAGGGUUUCGAAGAAUAAUAAGAAUAACUGUAGAAGAAAAGACAGAUCUGAAGCAUCUGAUCUGGAGAAUGACACAUACCUCGCCGGAGAUAUCGUAACGCUUCAGCUCCUUCCGCAGAAAUCCGAUCAGAACGAAGAAUCUACGCCGUUGGGCUCGGAGAAUCUCGAUCCGACGGUGGAAACGAUAACUGGGGAGAAAUCCCACAUGAUGGGAACGUGGGUCAUCGUCGACGGCGGUGCUCCGGUGGAUCCGAAGGGCGAGAUGCGGCGGAUGACGGUAGUAGAGACAUGGGUGACGGUGGAAUCCGUCACCGGAGCAUACGACGACGGUGGUUUGAGUUCCCAUGCUUUGGGAUGUACGGACGUGGAGAUUGUGGAGAUCUUAGAUAAGGACACGUGUCCAUGGUUCAUAUCCGACGGCUCAAACCGCGUCAUGUGGGUAAACGACGCUUACCGGAGGAAUAUCGUCGGCGGAGGAGAGUCGCCGGAGGUGGUGGUGCGGCUGGCGACGGACGAGACGGCGCCGUUUCGUGGAUAC